GGUAAGAGAUGACAUCAAUCGGUGCCCUAGGGCUCUUCGUUACCAUUCUAUUCAUCACCUCGAACCCAGGAGACACUCUGAUACAAGUGAUACUUGACUUCGACCGGUGGGAAACUAACAAUGGUUCGGAGUUUUUCAACAUGGAGAAGUUCCGUGUACGAAAAUUCAAUCGCACGAUAUCUGUGAUGAACGGUACCGGUUUCCUACUGCAGGAUCUGGAUAACCGAUAUGAGUACGGCGUCCAUUUUGCCCGUAGUGCCCUCGGCAACAACCAGUUUAAUGCAUAUCCGAUGAAGCUGGCAUCGCGACCAUUUUGUGACUUCAUUCAAACGUACUACCGCGACUACCAGCAUCUGUUUCUCAAGUACACUAAUCUACCAUUCGUACCGGCCGAGGGUUUAUGUCCGUUUCCGAAGGGCGAGUACUGGGCAAAGGAUGCGUUCAUUGACUCGUCCGUCAUUCCGAUCGUGGUUCCGGAAGGGCUUUGGCGGUGUACGACCGAUCUAACCGACAGCGCCACCGGUGAACUGCUCGCGCGUGGUUCGAUGUAUGUGAGGCUAACGAAGGAACUGGUUCAGUAGGCCAUGUUCUGCGCGUU
Molecule: messenger RNA, 598 nt
Organism: Anopheles darlingi
Lineage: Eukaryota; Metazoa; Arthropoda; Insecta; Diptera; Culicidae
Exons: 2
Coding region: 9-581 (190 amino acids)
Source: RefSeq, a predicted model, not a curated record